GACUCCAGUCGGUAGGUGGCGGACGUGCACCGUCAAGUUUGCCGGACGCCGUUUGACUAGACGCUAGAGAUAAAACCAACCUCCAGAAGACUGGGGUGUGCAGAAGUUCUGGGCUGUGGUUUGUGCAGGGUAAAGAUGCAGACGCCAGCAGAGUCGAUCAUCCACAGCGGCUACUUCCACCCAACACUCAGAUACUGGCAGACCUGUGUCGCUGACUUAAGACCUGACAAUCUCAUCUACCCCAUCUUCAUCACAGACAGUGCAGAUGCAGUGGAGCCCAUUGGCAGCCUGCCGGGACAGGCCAGAUAUGGGGUGAACAAGCUGGAGGGAAUGCUGCGGCCACUUGUGGAGAACGGCUUGAAAUGUGUGCUGAUUUUUGGUGUGCCCGCAAAAAUAGCAAAGGAUGAAAGGGGUUCAGGUGCCGACACAGAUGACACCCCGGCCGUGCUGGCAGUGAAGACAAUCAGAUCUUUGUUUCCGGAGUUGCUGGUGGCUUGUGAUGUCUGCUUGUGUCCCUACCCGUCACAUGGACACUGUGGUAUCCUGAACGAUGAUGGUACUCUGAACAAUGAUGCCAGCUGCCAGCGCUUGGCAGAGGUGGCGCUGGCCUACGCCCGGGCUGGCUGUCACAUCAUUGCUCCCUCUGAUAUGAUGGAUGGAAGAGUCAGAGCCAUAAAACAAACACUGAUAUCCAGUGGUUUAGGAAACAAGGUGUCAGUGCUGAGCUACAGUGCAAAGUUUGCUUCUUGUUAUUAUGGUCCUUUCAGAGAUGCUGCACAGUCCAAACCUGCAUUUGGGGACAGACGCUGCUAUCAGCUGCCUCCUGGAGCGAGAGGGCUCGCCAUUCGAGCAGUGGAGCGAGAUGUGAGAGAAGGAGCUGAUAUGCUAAUGGUGAAACCAGGUCUGCCAUAUUUGGACAUUGUGAGAGAAGUCAAGGACAAGUUUCCCACUCACCCCCUGGCCGUGUACAAUGUCUCAGGGGAGUUUGCCAUGAUCUGGCACGGAGCGCAGGCUGGAGCGUUUCACCUGCGGACGGCUGUACUGGAGGCCAUGACCGCCUUCCGCAGGGCAGGCGCUGACAUUAUCAUCACUUACUACACACCUCAGCUGCUCACCUGGCUGAAGGAGUAAAGAUCUGAGGCCAAAGGAUGACGGGACUGACAGACUCCUUUUAAAAUGACAAAUAUGCUGUUGACUGAGUCAUGCUAACCAC
Molecule: messenger RNA, 1213 nt
Organism: Monopterus albus (swamp eel)
Lineage: Eukaryota; Metazoa; Chordata; Actinopteri; Synbranchiformes; Synbranchidae
Gene: alad
Product: aminolevulinate dehydratase
Exons: 12
Coding region: 136-1131 (331 amino acids)
Biological process (GO): heme biosynthetic process
Cellular component (GO): cytosol
Molecular function (GO): zinc ion binding; porphobilinogen synthase activity
Source: RefSeq, a predicted model, not a curated record